Molecule: messenger RNA, 306 nt
Organism: Trypanosoma cruzi
Lineage: Eukaryota; Euglenozoa; Kinetoplastea; Trypanosomatida; Trypanosomatidae
Exons: 1
Coding region: 1-306 (101 amino acids)
Source: RefSeq, a predicted model, not a curated record
AUGUCAUUUGAAUUUGCCUUUCACGACGUCUCUAACGAUGCCAUUAAACACAUGACACCAAGCGAGGCACUGCAAAAGCAUCUGGAGAAUGCACAACUGGCGCACCGUGUGUGUGUUGCCAAGGCACUAAAGGCCGAGGAGGCACCUGUGGAAAAGUGUGCCCUGACAUGGGGCGAGGUGCUUAUUCGCUACCAGGCAUGGGCAGAAUACCGCCCGCCUUUUCAGGAUAGCGUGGCACAGUCAAAGUACAAAAAGUACUGGACGAAAAAGCGCCAGGCGGAGGAUGAUAAGAACCCAUUCAAAUAA